Molecule: messenger RNA, 10398 nt
Organism: Linepithema humile (Argentine ant)
Lineage: Eukaryota; Metazoa; Arthropoda; Insecta; Hymenoptera; Formicidae
Gene: jing
Product: AE binding protein 2 jing
Biological process (GO): regulation of transcription by RNA polymerase II
Cellular component (GO): ESC/E(Z) complex
Source: RefSeq, a predicted model, not a curated record
CGUGUGCGCUGCCGGACCGUAGCGAGGAGCAGCGAUAGGGUUUAGCGGUGGCGCGGCUCGUGCUGCUCGUGUGUGCCAUAGGAGCCACUGCCGGACACGACACGAUCAGAGUAGUGCGCGUUCGUUUACAAGAUGGCAGACGACGGUCUGUCCGCGGCGGAGGACGCGACCGCAUCGGCGACGGAAUUGGGGGACGGUGAUUCUCGCGUGACGAGGGAGCGGCACAAACGCCCGGACGCCACCGCGCCGACCGCGACUCCGGGUCCGUUCUCGUCGGGUCAGGACGUUUCUUCCGCGAAGCGCGUCAAACACGAGGACGCUUCUUCCGCGUCUUCAUACGAGGCAGACGAUCAUCGUCGUCCUCAUCACGAUCGCCGUCAUCAUCAGCAUAAUCCUCCUCGUCAUUCUUACCAUCAUCCACCAUCACCACCUCAUCAUUAUCAUCACUUUAAUCUUUAUCGCCAUCACCUUACCAAUCAUCGCGACAACGACAACGAUCGCGUUAGUGACGAGUACGGCAGUGGUGAUGCCACGGUGACCAGUGGUGGUGAUUCGUCGUCGUGCGUCGACGCGACUGGGCCAGCCGCGAGCGACGACGACGAGGAGGAGAGCGGCAACGGCGGUGGCAUCGGUGUCGGAGCGCCCUGCGGUGGCGUCGGCGUCGACGGCAGUGGCAGUGGCGGCGGCGGCAGCGGCAGUGGCAGUGUCGGUCUGUACCACCUUAGAAUCGAGAUAGUCCGAAGCGUCGCGAAGGUGGACGACGAUCACGAAGACGACGACGACGACGACGGCGGCGGUGGUGGCGGCGGCGGCGGCGGCGGCGGCGGCGUCGAUAGUGACUGCGAGGGUGAUAGUGGUGGCAGUAAUAGUUGUAUUAGUAAAAGUGGUGCUGGUGGUGUCGCGGUAAUCAUGACCGGUGAUAAUAAUAAUGCGACGACGCGCGUUGGCGUCGGUGUCGAGGAUGCCGACGCGGCCGACGAUUCGUCGUCGUCGCGACGCUCAACGUCGAGCGCGGACAGUGUGCCGGAAGUGAACGACCGCGGGGAUCACGACGGCAGGAGGAGAGCGAGCGUCGAAACUCGGGAAUUGGAAUCGGUCGAAGAGAUGAGAGUGGCCGAAGACGCUGCCGCGACGAAGAAGGCGGACAACGACGGCGUCGCUGCAGCCAGACACCAGGACAGUCCGUUCAAGGGACAGGUUAGGAUGGCCGAGGACACUCUCGUCGGGCCCUGCGGCAAGAAGCGGUGCGCGGAUCGAUACGACAGCUCCGAGAGCUCUGACAGUGGCGUCGCAGUCUCGUGCGGAGAAUGCAGCAGCAGCGGCACCAGCGAUAUCACUGAACCAGGCUCACCGUGUAGCACCAGCAGCGAUGAAGGGGUAGCAGCGGUACGCGGGACAUCCGGUAGCCCGCUGCCGUCCCUACUCAAGCUGGCGCCGUCGUCGCAAACCGGCACCAGGCCCCAGUGGCCCUGGACCCCGCCGUUGGCAGCGACGGCUUGCUCCACCACGACGUACAAAAGGCUGAGGGGCGAGCCUGAAGCCGGCGCCCUUCCGCGCUCCGGCGCCGCCGACCCCACGUCCAGGGGGCGCAAAGCGAAUGGGAAGACCGCCGGCGGUCAGCACCACCACGAGUCUCAGGGCAAGAUCACGGAGUACUUCAAGACGCAGAUCAAGCCGCAACAACCGAAGAUCAAGAAAACGAGCGAGACAAUGUCGGUGCUGGUAGCAAAGAGUUCGUCGGAAUUCCGGAGGCCACCCACGGUGCAGAGAAACAAGGGCGGUCUCGCUAAAUACUUGGGCACCGUGUCAUCGAACCAGAGCCGCGGCACCUCGACGAAUGACUGGGAGGUGAGAACGCUGACGUCGCCGUCGGCUGCCGUGAAGAAGCCGCCGUUGGUCAUCGUGCCAAGAAUCAAUGGCAAGAUGGAUAAGAAGCUGCCGAAACCGCUGCCAAGUCUGCCGAUCUCGAACAAGAUCUCAUCCCUUAGAUUAACUUCGGAUGCGAGUAUCAACGCGGCCAAGUGCAGCUCUCCGCCAGCUGCCGCCGACUCGCUGCUGGGUGAGACUGUGCCGUUGGACUUCAAGGGCUGCAUUCUUUCCAAACCGCAUGUGAACGAGAACAACAAUCUCACGAACAGCUGCGGGAGUAUCCUGGGCGCGCUGAGAUCGCAGAGCGGCCACGACACUCCCAUCUCGAGGCUGUCCUCCUCGCCGUCGAAGGAGGACGAUAAGAGCGAGGAGAUCCAAACAACACCGGUCGACGAGGAUGACGUGGACGAGGAAGACUCCCGGAGUAGCGAAUCGAAGCGGUCGCUGUCGCCCAUCCUCUCGGCGCCUACCACCAUUCGAUUUCCGGCGCGAGCGCCCGAAAAAGAUAGGUCGCAGGCUACCGAUAAUGGGAUCUGCCGCUGGGACAAGUGCGAGGCCAGUUUUGAGUCUAUUAGUGGUCUUCUCGAACAUCUACAGGCUGCACAUAUUAACACGCAAACCGGCGGCGACAAUUUUGUUUGUCAGUGGCAGGGAUGCAAAGUGCAAGGAAGGACUUCGUGUUCCCGACGAUGGCUGGAGAGACACGUUUUGUCUCACGGCGGCAAUAAACCCUUCCGAUGCAUCGUCGACGGCUGCGGUUGUCGAUUCAGUUCCCAGACUGCUCUCGAGAGGCAUGUAAAUGGUCAUUUUAAUCAGCCGGAAGCGAGCAGCAGCAACGGAAGACGUAGUUGUGAAAGCGGCGGCAAGCUUGUUAGGAGGAAUGGCAAGAAGCUUAGAUAUAGGCGGCAACCUUGGUCUGCGAGGCUUUUCGAUUAUUUCGAUUCGGGAAUAAUGGAGGGUCUCCAGCAUAGGCUGCAGGAACUAGCGGCAUCGAGGACGCAGAGGCAACUAGCUAAGACGCCAGGAAACUCGAUGGCACUAACUAGUCAAGUUUUAGCGAAGAGAGUGGAGUUGGACGGAAAGACGAAAGUACUGCUGCGGUGGUAUCCCCAAGAUAUAGAACCGGACGAAUGGGUACUGGAAUCCGAAGUACAAAGCACGAAGCACGUGGAUAUUCGCAAAGCAGCCGCGAGCAGUCCGGAUGAGGUGAAUUUGGCUCUCUAUCCCGCGAUAAGCGGCCGCGCGCCACCGACGACGCGAGUGAAGCAGCGCCGGAAACCAGUGAAGAAUUCGUGAUAAUGCCUGCCGAUCGGCCGGAUACCAGAACAGACCUAACGAACUAUCUUACACCUGAGCCAGUGAAGAACAGUGCUAUCGCUGGCACAAGCGACACACAGUGUAUACGCUUCCUGGUCGGUGAAGACGAAGGUCGCACCGAUGCGGCCCGAAACAACCCGAACGUAUCGAGAGAGCGGAAAUCGCUUAGGAAAUAAUUCUUCUAAUCUAGGAGAACGACCAAUCCUUACGAGUGCAGACCGAUUAGAAGAUAAGAAUCGUAAACGUUGAACGGAAAUCGUGAAAGAUAAUAAGUUCAGGAUGAACCGAGUAGUACACAGUAGCGAUAAGAAUUAAAGGGCACAGCAAGAGAAAGGACGGGGGAGGAGGGAUACGGUCAUUCGUCCCUCCGGCGAGAGCGUUGCUGUUCGUCGUUGUUCAUCGAUAGAUACAUCUAUCAACGUGCUUAUUCUACACUGAUCCCUGCCACGAGUACCUCGCACACUUCGCAGCUCGUCGGUCUCGGAAGCGCUAAGUCUGGGCCUCGAAAGUGCCUCACCGUGGAUACGUUUUGUUCCGUCUUCUACCGCCGAUCAAAAUUCCAAGGAUGGACGCGCGGUGGGAGCGGUGAUAAUGUUAGUCGAAAAAAAAAAGCGAAAAGAAGGAAGAAAGCAGCGAAGAGGAGCUUUUUGUGUAUUUGUUUGCCAAUGGAAACCGAGGGAGCGCACAGACAAAAUAUUUAAGCGGUAGUUAACAAUUUAUAAAGAGAUAAUCACUCUGGUGGCCUUAAGACUCAACAAUUAAUAUCUAACAUUGGCUCCUUGGCACUUCCGGGAACUGAUAAUAUCUUUGCGAUCUCCGACGAUGCCUCGAAGAAAAAAAGGGAGAGAAAGAAGAUUCGUCUACCUCGAUUUACAACUUGGUAGGAACUCGCGCCGGCUGUCGUCGUUCGAUGACACGAAGGAGGACGAGGGAGGAGGAGAGACGGGAAAGGAGGAAGAGGAUCGUAGACAGCGCGAAGCGGACGCAGAAGACUGUAUCGAGAGACGAAGGAAGAUCGCGGGAGGGAGUUAGGCUGUUAGGUGAGAAUGAAAGAGUACGAAUGAGAGGGAAUGUGAACGGAGAGAAAGGGAGAUUGAAUGGUGUUGCUCCGAACCCGCCGUUAUUUCCCUGAAUGGGGUUGACAGUCUCCCAGACUCGAGAGCUCGGCACGAACUUGAAAGAUUGCGGUAUUAUCGGACGACACACACGCCACCACCGAGAUUUCUAUCGAGAACUGAUUUCUCUCUUUGUCCCCUUUUUGUUGGAACAGAGAGAGAGAGAGAGAGAGAGAGAGAGAGAGAGGCGAUGUACAAAACGAAAUUAAAGAAGAGAGAUAGUAAUUUUCAAGGCCCGAGGCACGCCCGAGCGAGCUCUCGCGGAGCGAGCUAACGCGACGUCGAGCUUGCCUCGUUUUAUCGCACCGAAAACGUGUUCGAUCGCGUGUAUUUCAUCGCGUUAUUUUUAUCUUUCUGCUGAGUCUCAUGUAGCAUGUUGGCGUACGCUCAUGCUAAGCUUGAAGAACGCGCGGUCCACUUUGCGAUUUGACAAAGAGAUUUGACAACGGGAGUAGCUGAACAUGCUGCACGAUCGCGACCGAGAUGAGCUGUUACCCUCAAAAGGGGUAAAUUUCGAAGGCUGUGUUACAUGUCCCACGGAGUUAUCUCGAGGAGAGUGAACAAGAUGUGAACGUGCGCCGUGUCGUCGUUUCCGUCGCUCGCACAUCGACCAUCGCAGUCGCAAGAACGGAACGAGCAUCAUUUUUUGCGACUGCGAAUAUUUGUGAGCAUUGCGAAACGGCAACGCGGUCGCGCGUAUAUACAUAACGUAGCGAAAUAAUGAUUCGUGUAAAUUAAAGCUCGUGAAAGUCGUGUGUGCUGAAUGAUGCGGGAAUGAAAGAGAGUGACGGGUGAGAGAUUGGGUGAGAAAAUCUGGAUGGACGAAAGAGAGGGAGUGCGAGAGAUCGAGCGAGUGAGAGAUGGUGACGCGCAUGGGACACAUAGACAAGACAGACAAAGACGGAACGUCAUUACAUACACACCAGCUAAGAAACACUGCCAAUACGAUUGUAAUUAAGAGUUCUACGAUAAUUAACCGAUAAUUAAUUAUUCUUACUAUUAUCAUAAAGUACGAUUGUAAGUGUAUAAUCGAAUAGAUCUCUAGUUGACGCGCGGGGGUGAAUGCGUAACGAGUCGCGGCUAAUUCGUGAACGCGUCGUCGUCGUCGUUGUUAUUCACGCCGCCGGGACAAGUGUUUUAAAGAAUUUACUUUUACAAUUAUUUUUUUUUUCUUCUCGAAUCCCACCCACGUCAAGGUGUCCCGCGCGUGUACGCGGCGCGCAUCGCGAAGUCGCAAGUUGUAAAUGUAAAUACUUAGUUGAAAUUAUUGUAACGAAACGGCAUAUUACACGAAUCCUGUACUCGGACUUGCUGCUCGCCGUUCAAGCUGCUCGCGAGUACCGAAGGACUAACUAAAAAAAAAAAAAAAAGAAGGUAAAUCUCUUUGCAUUCGUUGAUUUUCGAGCACAGUGUUCCCGCUAGGAUGAUACGUACACACGGCGGCAAAGGCGGGUGAAUUCUUUCUUCCUUCGCAAGAAAUCGAGAGAUUGACACCGGGAAAUGUAAACGCGUUACUGCCAAAAUCACGCACUGCCAGCCUCAUCGUUUUAACGGCGCGCCUCUAACGUAGUAUCUCUCUCUAUCGCACGUGCGUACGCGUGCUUUUAACAAUCUUGUUCGUCGGCGUUUCCCUUUAUACACGUACACGUACACACGGCUUGGCCAUCGGGUAGCCACCGAAUUAGUUAUUCGAAUUUACACUCUCCGAGUUGUAUCGCCGUUCUUGAAAAAAAAAAUCUUUGUUAACAAACACUGGAUUAAUUUAAUUACUGAAUGUUCAAUUUAUGAAUUUAAAUUUGAUUUUCAUACACAUUAAAUGACAUUUGCCAUGUUUGUUAGCUUAAAGUUAGAUGCACUCUCUCGUGCACGUUUAAUCUUAAAAAGUGAGUUGCUUAAUGAUUUCUAAAGAUUUAAGAUCGGCGAUAUUCUCCGAGCGCUCACGGAUCGCGCACUGCCAGACUUCGUCGAGCACAUAAAUCAAGGUACUGCCAAUGACAUACAAAACAGAAUGAGUGAAAAGAAGUGCAACGGGCUCUGUUCAACAGUCCAGGUUUUCCGUGCUUUAAAUCGAUCUGAAACAGCUCCUCAGUGCCAUACAAGGUCUCAUGAGGAAUCAUCGCGCAUUCAUCAGCGCGUAUCGCUUCAAAUUUCAGUUGCGAUGAAAUAUAGAAAUAAGAUGUUUAAGAAGUAAGGAAUAAUAUGAAUAUACAUAUAUAAAUAUAUUAUAUUAAUUUAAAUAUUGAUAUAUAAUGAUAUUUCAUAUUGCAUUAAGUAACAUGAUUUGGCAGACAUUGUUUUUUAAAUAUCUGAAAAAUUAUUUAAAUGACGUCCAUCGGCAUUUUUUUAUCGUAUUAAAAAAUUAAUUGAAUUUCUAUAUUUAUUCCUUGCUUCUUAUAUCUUUUUGUUUUAGAUUUCAUUGCGUCUCGCGACCAUUUCAUGUUCAUCGCUUUCGUUUUUUUUUUGUGGCGCGAUCUUUGCGCCGAUCGCUAUUUCCAUCUUUUCACUUUGCCAAUUUUCUGUCACAAGAUCUCUGCUCGUGCAAAAUGUAUUGUCGCUGCCAGUGUCGAAAUUACGUCGAUCGGGUAAGGGACCAAUUUUUUAAGUAAAUAAAGACUUAUCUGCCAUUUCUGGCACAUUAUUUUGUUCAGAUAGUAAUUAUUGCGAAAUCUUUAUUGGCAAAGGAAACCAAUUGGAUCGAUCGUGUUUCGAAGUUUUACAAUUGAGAUGCGAGUUUACUUAGAUAUUAAUUUAUUUUAUUUAGAUACUAAUUUAUGAGAUUUAUUGAAGAACUAAGAGAGCAGAGGUUCCAUUAGAUAUUAAGUAGUGUAUUUUUUUCGUAAUAAUCCUUAUAAGUGCAAAAGUGAAACGAUAGAAAUGGUCGUCGGUUUUGGAUCGCGCUUGAUCUCGCGGAAUGGAAGAACCGCAACAAAUCAUAGAAAAAGAGAUUAAAAGCACUUCAAAAGUCUUUCCAAUUGUAUUAUGUAGCCCUCGCGGUGUCAAUUUAAAUUUGAGCAAAUCAGCAAUACAAAAAUCAUGCAAAAGUACAAAAAAUGAAUUAAGUUUUGUGGUAACAUUUGAACUCGGUAAAGUACUUUAGCAAUCUAUAACGAUAAGUUUACACUUGAUUUGCGAAUAUGAUUAGGUCGCACGUAUUAUAUAAUUAUGUAAUUGGCGAGUUUAAUUCCGACUUUAAGUAUUGUAUCUCUUUGUACGUCAUGUACUUUCCUUUUUUGUAAUUAAUCGUGAUUAAGAUUUAUAUGCGUCCAAACGUCACUAGCCAAGGAAACGAAACGACUGCAUUUAGUUGAAAGAUUUUUUUUUCUCACACUUUUGCGUGGCGGUCGUUCGUCACAUUUUUAACGCGUUCGAAUCGGCAACGAUGAAUAAAUCUUCCUCUGUAAACGUGAAAGGUGGUAAAAACAUAUGCGGCUUAGCCGCACGCAUGUAACUGUAGCGUCCCACGUUGUUCAUAUAUACCAUUGUUCAUAUCGGCCUGCUAUUCAAUUCUAAAUUAUCGAUAUAGAACUUUUACUAAUAAUAAUAAUGCGAAAAAAGAGACGGAAGGCUGAAAGAGAAGUGGGGGCAUACGUAAAAGCAAUGUAAACGAUUUGUAUACGCUUUUCUAGUGCACGAAGAGUGAUCCGAAACGGAAAUCACCCCCAUUUCCAUAAUUUCUGGUGUUCUUUUUUUUAUACAUAUUCGUGCGUUUUUUGUUUUUGUAGAAUUAAACUUGAAUCCACGCGAUGCUGCGUAAUGCACUAAAUGAUAAAUGGAUGUACGUUUAAAGAAAAUGCUGUAAAAUGUUCUGUAAGCUAAUUAGGUCUGUAUUAGAAAAGGAAGGAAACAAGAAAAAAAUAUAGCGAAGCGAAAUACACGGAUUCUUUUUUUUUCUAUCGCAUUUUUGGAAAGAACUUUGCUAUAUACAUACACACAUACAUCUACACACACACAAAUAGAUUAUACUCCGUAGAUUUACUUCUUCUUUUUGACGGUGCGUGCGAGAACGAAAGAAAGAGAACAAGGGAGAGAGAAAGAGAGAGAGAGAGAAACUAGCGAUAAUUAAUAAAGAAAUGAUAGGUGUGAAAGCGGAAGAGAAAAUGAGGGGAAAAGAAUAAUGUGUGUGUGUGUGUGUGUAAGAAUGCGAGAAAAGCAUGGAGAGGUACAGGAAUUCUGUGGUUAUCGUAUUUUUGCAAAAAGAAGAAAGCACAGACAAAAGGAAUACGAAAAAAUGUUUCACCUGUGAGAUUCUCUCUAUUGAUCUAUCAUGACUCAAGCUUGUAUUUUACUGAAUAGUUGUAUUAAUAUUACAAAAUUAAAAGAUUCUUUUCAAAACACAAGUCCACGCGAAAGUUGAAGAAACAUGUGCCGCAAUAACAUGCCAAAAUUCAACCAAAAACGAAAAUGUUUAAGCUUUGAACGAUUACGAGUCAUCAAUUACAAUUCAAUGCAUCCAAACUUUCUCUUUUUCGAGAUACGAGAAAGAAAAUGUAAAAUGUGCAUCAGUUCAAAAUUGUGCAAAAUUGCACAUAAAUAAAACUUUCGCGUGAAUUUACAUCGUGUAAAAAUUGAGAGAACAUAUUUCUAUGAAACACACGUAAACUCGAGGAUCUCACAAGGUAUUGACAAGAAGAAACGAGUGAGAAUUGCACGUUGCAACGUGUGUUUAAGAGCUUGGCGCGGUUUCUCAGUUUUCAUCAGUCUCAGUCGUUGGCGUACGAAAUCAAUCGUAAGAGCGUGUCGGUAGAAGUUACAAGGCUUGUAAAUGUAUAAAGGAAAAUAGCAACCGGUCGACCACGGUCGCGUCAGACAUUAUUUUGGGCGCACGGCGGGGUAAGAGUUCGAGAAUACAAUUUUCGACAGAUUUCUCGCCGCGCCUCGAAAUUGUAAAUAAUUGAAUGUAACGCGAUAUACAAAGACUCCCCGAGAUAUGUGCAUAAGUAUAUAUAUAGCUUAUUACAGAUAUAGUGUUUGCAUUUAUUAUAAAUUCUAUGUAAAAGCGUGACGAGAGAAUCCAAGCGAUCGCGACGAGGGCCGCUUAAAUCCACCUCUUAGCGAAACGUUAAUUUGCGUUAAUCAGUAUUAUAAGUACAUUUCUGUUGAUUCCUUCCAAAGAAUUCUAUAAACUCGCGCAUAUUUUUAUUAUUAUUAUUUAACGCGUCAAACUUAUUAAGUCGAUGAAUUUUUUUUUUUUAUAAUUCCCUAUAUAGUGAUAGAAAAAGGAAUAUCAUUACGACGGACGUGUCCCCAUCGUGUUUUGUAUUGUGUUACUGGAUCCUUCGAUGAUUGAUGAUCUAAUUUCGAUCGUGACCCCGCGAGAUCGCUUCAGUUAGACAAGUGCUUGUAUUUGUAUAAAAGUAGGAAAAUAUAUUGCAUAAUUUAAAAUAAUAUGGUUUAUAGCGUGUAGAGAGAAACUCGAAGUGCGCGCGCGACGAUGAAAACUGGCAAGCCUACCCAUCGAUUUAAUUUCUAAGUUAUCUCGCGAGCCCUUCAUAGAUACUUUCGCACGGGAAAAGGGAAAUGAUUUUUUCUCUCGCUAUGAACGAAACGACGAGAAUCAAACACGACCGAUCGCAGAAUAUAUCAGUCCGGAUCCGGCCAAAACGAUCUCAAGACUUCUCGUCGCUUCGUCAAGAUAUCGAUAUAGCGUUUCUCAUAUCCGACAAGACUCGACAAGACUCAAUAUCGCGUGACGAAAAAAAAAAAAAAGCGGAAGACGCGGUAGAAAAGAAGUACGGUUGUUUCGCACUGCCAAAUAAUAAUAAAAAGAAAAGACAACCUGCGUUCAUUGUGUGGAUCGACCGAUCGUUAAAAGCACCGCCGGUGUUCAUUAAUCCACAUAGUGGUUCUACGAGAAAAAAAGAAAAGAAAUGCGAAAUAAUAGCUAAGAGAGAAAUGCGCGCGGGCGGGAGCUUUUUCCGAAGCCCGAGCGCACGAGCGAAUGAAAGGUGAAUAAGAGAGAAAUAUCCGAGCGUCGAACAGUGCUUUGUCUUUUUGGAUACUUUCAUGUACAAACACGAAUGAUGGUUUAUAGCUCAAGAACAUUAAAGAGAUAGAUAUUGUAAGAGAAUAAUAAUAAUUUCACGGUUACGAUAUCGUA